CGUAACACCACAUGCCUUGGCGCACAUACCCGAGCAUCCCCUUCGAAUACACGCGACCGUCGAGGGACUGCCAAAGACGCGAUCAGGAAGGUCACUGGUCUGGGAAACUGGAAGUUGCUGUGGUCUUCGGUGGCCCGCUGCUGGUGACAGCAUAACACAGGGUGACACACUCUAUGAACGGAGGGAACGGAGGACAUUGGAGGUUGCCCUGAGCACAUAAACACAGACACGCGCACUGAUUAUCCCGCCAUGGAGAACCCCAGUAACACGCUGCUUGGUAAGGUGGCCGCGGUGGUCGUGAUCAGCAUCACGGCCGCCCUCGUGAUGCAUGUCCAAGAUCCAUCUGACACUAUCCUCGGAGUCAGCUACCCAGAAUUGUGGCGGAGGACAGGACUAGCGGGCGCGCCAGCAAGAGCCGCAACGUGCAUCCUGGCAGGAGUCUUACUCCUCACAUUGGGAUGGCUGUACAGGCUACUAUUCGCUCCUCUGGAGCUCCUGCGAACCCCCGAUGAGGUGGGCUAUAUCGCUGAGGACGGGCGUUCCCGUGCUCAAGCCGCUAAUGAGGUGAGACGGCGGCGAAAGACCGGAGAGCUGCCGCCCGUUUAUCCAAACGGAUGGUACAGAGUGCUGGAUUCUCACAUGCUAGAGAGAGGGGAUGUCAAAAACGUGACUGUGCUCGGAGAGCAGGUUGCUGUGUUCCGGGGUCUAGAUGGGAAGGCGUAUGUGGUGGACGCCUACUGCCCGCACCUGGGUGCCAACUUGGCAGUGGGAGGGCGUGUGGUGGGCGGAUGCAUCGAGUGCCCCUUCCAUGGGUGGCAGUUUCGGGGUGAGGAUGGGAAGUGUGUGAGGAUCCCGUACGCUGAGAAAGUGCCAGAGUUUGCUAAGGUGCGCUGCUGGCCCAGCUGUGAGAUUAAUGGGCAGAUCCUGGUGUGGUUCCACUGUGAUGGGGAUGAGCCCGGCUGGAGAGUGCCGGAACAGAGGGAGAUCACCCGGGGCGAAUGGGUCUACCGCGGACGCACCGAGCACUUCAUCAACGCACACAUAGAGGAGAUCCCAGAGAACGCUGCGGACAUUGCCCACCUGGCACACCUGCACACGCCUGGCAUUGUGAGCGGGGUGGACCUGCGCUACACCAACAGCAAGACCUGGGAAUUUGUACGACAUGACUGGAAGGUGGAGUGGAAGCCCGAGCCGGAGCCCAACAAGCACUGCUCCCAGAUGCUGGUGAAGCACGCACUGACCGUGUUCGGCCGCCGCUGGCCCCUGCUCGACCUGGAUGUGGUGGCGAGACAGGUGGGCCCAGGCAUUGUGUUCCUGCUCUUUGACCACAGUUUCCUGGGCCACGGGGUCAUCAUGCACUGCGUGACCCCCGUGGAGCCGCUCCUCCAGUGUGUGUCCCACACCAUCUUCUACCAGAGCAGCAUCCCCCCUCUGGUCCCCAAAUUCAUCCUACGAGCUGAGUGCAUACAGUUUGAACGAGACGUGAUGAUCUGGAACAAUAAGACGUACAUCUCCAAGCCCAUGCUGGUGAAGGAGGACUCAGCCAUUCAGAAGCACCGUCGCUGGUUCAGUCAGUUCUACAGUGACAACAGCCCCCGACUACGCUACCAGCACGACACAAUGGACUUCUGAACAUGCUCUGGAGGUGUGUGAAGGAGCCUUCCAGUGGACUCUGCAUCCCACUGGAUCCAGAUGCUGUUUGGAUGCAUUUUUACAAAAAAAAAAAAGACUUUUGAUGACUGAGGGUGAACAAAAAUUACUUGUGAAGAGGACGAUCAGAUAUCUCUAAGGGUAGAUGAGGUAGGAAAGGGUGUUCACUAGGAGUGUAACAAUGUGCCAAUGACAAAAUGCUCAAAUUAGGUGAUCUAAAAUGAAUUAUACAAUUGAGUUUCCCAUCUUAAACAUAAGAAUGUAACCAAAAAAUGUAAUUUUAGAAUGUUGCAUACCAGAGUAAAAGCACCCAGUUGUGAUUGCAUACUGCAUUGAAUUGCAAAAUCAUGAAGUUGUGCAAUUAUUAUAUUUCAAACCGUUGCACUCCUAGUAUCAGGCAUCUCCCAUAUUUGAUACCAAGUGCAAGCUUUCCUCAUGGUGGGGAUUAGGAGAGGGGGUUAAGGAUACUUUGAGAACCUAAUAGUCCUUGUUAAAGUGCCUGAGAGGCCUAAGAAUCCGUGGACUGCGAUAGCAUCUUGGCCUGUUUAAUACAAGGACGCAUCAAAGUCAGGCUCCCUUCAAGCACCAUGCUACAUGUUCAAUCUCGAAAGCCAUCCCAAAGAAACAGAUGUCAUGAAUCUGCCUGAGAAAAUCGAACAGCUUCAAAGCCAGCAGAAGAUAUCCGAAUGCCAAGAUUACCUCAACCUUCUUGCAAGCCUGAAGGACUCAUUGCACAAAACUGACACUGACCUCACAAGCUGUUUCAGCAAAAAGUGUGUGUGAGAGAGAGAGAGAGAGAGAGAGAGAGAGAGAGAGAGAAGUGGUUUGACGAUGAAUUUGUAUGUGUACGAUGUUACUGUCAAUGCUUUUGCUGUAGCUACAGGAUCAUAGGUCAUGUCAGCUAUGCAUGUCUUGUUUAUUUGUUUGAUUUUGUUCGAGCCGAAGAGGAAAACAACAUGCGUGCGCUUUGAUCUGAGCGUGUUCACUGCACUGCUGUCAUCACGCUCAGUGACCCACGACGAUGGACUCUGUUCCAUCCCGGUCCCCUGACGGCCACACCUCAGCACAGAUCUGUGAGGGGCGCUGGCACGAAAUGGGCACAGAUAAGCCUUAAAACACGACGUCAGUCAGUCCUGGGCCAUGCCCAGCAGACUGCCCCCCACUCCCCGAGUGCCCCAUAAGCCAGCAUUCUUUAACCACACCAGGCGUGUUUGUCCUGCAAAGUCAGACGUGUUUGCUGUCCAGCCCCUGGGGGGUAUGGCAUGGCACUUAUCUAGAGUUAGCAGGGCGGCUGAUAGCGGAUUGCAUUAGCCACACAGAAACCUGAUAGCGCAGGGCUAGUCCAGCGCUGGAGUGGGCACCUGAAUUGAAUUUCAGGUUAAACAUUAGUAAACUCUAUUAGGCAUGAGGCCCAUUGCUGGUCAAGAACAAAGCCUCUGGGAGACAUAUUUGCACCAUCUUAGAUUCAGAUAGAUUUAGGUAUAUAUAAAUUAGAUUUAGAUAUGCAUUACAUGGAUAAAAUAUAUGUAUUGUUGUUUGACAUAAGACAUAUAGUAAGUAGGCACAUCUUUCAUAUACAAGAAUAUUAAUCUUUGACAAUAUGAAUAUACUGGCUUUCAAUCAUUACAUGUAAUAAGAGUUAGUAUGCAUAAUGAAAUUAUAGCAACAACAAAUUUGGAGGAUGUAAAUUUAACCCCCAUAUGUUGAAAGAAAUACUACUAUAAACUAAGAGGUCAUCUUGUUGGAAAAAAGAUGGCAAAAAGAUGCACUAAUGAUGACCAGGUAAUGCUUUUGUCUUUGCUUAGUCGGAACUCUCACGGAAUUCUUGUCAGCCACUGAAAUAAGUUCAAUAAGUUAAUGUUACUUAUAAAACAAUGAAUCAAUUCAUAAUGCAAAUCUGCUUUCGGUUGAAGUUAUAGUAGUGAAAAAUGACAGAGCUUUGCAUAACACUUCCUAUCUCUUGAGUAUUAAUUCUUCUGUAUUUUCUGAGACAACUAAGGCCUCCAAAUCUAAUGUAGCUUCUUCUAAGACCUGGAUCACCUGUCAUUUGUCUUCAGCCUACACGCUGGCUGCAUCCAAAUCCCCAGCAUUUGGAGCAGGCUGGGCUAAUGGGCUAACAUAACUCACUUCGCUGCACAGGCUUCAUGCCAAUGAAUAUAAUCAAGUGGGUUGAAGAAAGGAGGGAAGAGGGGUGGAAAUCUCUUUGCCUGCUCAGCAUUCAUAGCAAUCCUUGAACUGCACUUUUAUUUCUGGAUGAACACUGGUUGGAAGAGAUAUAGAUGACCAUUUACUGUUUUGAGAUUUUUAAAAAAUGGUGCUCUGUCAUCAUAAUUGUACAGGUGUCUUUGAAAUGACUUGAGUCAUUAUGAAAAUGAGUUUCACAUAGGAUGGGCCAACCUGCUGAUCAGGCCUAUAUAGAGGAGAUAGCCAUGACGUUUGUCAAAAGCUUAUAACAUUGUUGUAUCUUGCUAAAUAGUUCUGUGUCCCACACAUUGUCAUGUUACAGUCAUUUCCAAAGUUUGUCCUUCACCUUUCAGCCACAAAAAUAAGUUGUAAGGGUGCCAUUGUUUUAUUUCUAUGAAGUUUCCAGUCAUAUUGGCUUCUUAGCUGCAAUGUUACUCAGAAACGCCAGUGAGUGAUUUAGAGAUGUUUGAAAGACUAAUAGUUGAUGGGGAAAACAGUACAAAUGCAGCUUGACUGAUAAGAAGUUUAAGUCACUGAGGCUGUUUCUUGAUUUUUGUGCUUUUGACUGUCUGUUUGAUUUUCAUCUAAUUAAAUCUGUGAAAAACUUUGUUCAUGUGAAGACUGGGUGAUGCUGUACAAAUCAAUGAUCUAAGGCUGUAAGCUGUAACUGCAUUUCUGUAAAGUGCAUUUCCAAUGUAUAUGUCUGCAUGUGUCUCUACCGAAGCAACCAGAGGACAAAACACGACUGCUCAAAUUCUCUUUAACAGCAGCCACUAUGUAGUGGCUAAUUAAGCUUGAUGGUGCAACGGGAAGAGCAUGUUCAACACAAGUCUACAUCAUUUAUGCCGCCCUCAUAGCAAUAUUUAAAACAUUUCUCUGAAAGCCUAUUAUUAUUGCAGAUUAUUUUUGUAAAAGCCUAGACAUAACAUACUAAU
Alosa sapidissima (American shad) is the source of this 4769-nucleotide messenger RNA. RefSeq names its product cholesterol 7-desaturase nvd. NCBI's taxonomy places the organism in Eukaryota, Metazoa, Chordata, Actinopteri, Clupeiformes, Clupeidae. The transcript is spliced from 9 exons. Gene Ontology annotation, molecular function: 2 iron, 2 sulfur cluster binding; chlorophyllide a oxygenase activity. The record is from RefSeq and is a predicted model, not a curated record. Gene Ontology annotation, cellular component: chloroplast. Bases 250 to 1632 code for a protein of 460 amino acids. Gene Ontology annotation, biological process: chlorophyll biosynthetic process; cholesterol metabolic process.